Molecule: messenger RNA, 804 nt
Organism: Neoarthrinium moseri
Lineage: Eukaryota; Fungi; Ascomycota; Sordariomycetes; Amphisphaeriales; Apiosporaceae
Exons: 1
Coding region: 1-804 (267 amino acids)
Biological process (GO): translation; maturation of SSU-rRNA from tricistronic rRNA transcript (SSU-rRNA, 5.8S rRNA, LSU-rRNA); ribosomal small subunit assembly
Cellular component (GO): mitochondrial small ribosomal subunit; ribosome
Molecular function (GO): structural constituent of ribosome; mRNA 5'-UTR binding; small ribosomal subunit rRNA binding
Source: RefSeq, a predicted model, not a curated record
AUGAGCAAGCCCGUGAGCCGCCUCCUGGCGACGUCCUUCCGCCAGACCGCCCGGGCGCCGGUCACCACCACCAGCAUACGCCUGCCCAUCCGCUCCUUCAGUCAGACAUGCCGACGGCUCGCCGACGAGUCCGGACCCAACCCGCCCCAAUCGAUAAAAGGGACGCCUUCCGAUCCCCAGUCGCCCGAGGCACCGCCCACACCCGCGCCCGGUAAAUCACCCCUCGAGAGCGCCCCGUCGCCGCGCGGCAGCCCGUCCUCGCCGGCGGCCAGCCUCCGGGACCUGUCGUCCUCGCUGUCGUCGCCGCGGUCCGGCCCGCAGGUGGCGCAGGACGUGUUCGCGCGGGCCCGCAACCAGCCGACGGCGCAGGACAUCCUGGCGGGCUCGGGCGACGAGGGCCCGCUGGACAAGGAGAACUGGGCGGCGUACGAGGAGCCCUUCCACUUCCACAUCUACGGCCACAAGCACAACACGCACAUCACCGUGACCAAGCCCGACCGCAACGCCAUCCUCAGCGUCUCGGCCGGCCAGAUCGGCUUCCGCAAGACCAAGCGCGGCUCCUACGACGCCGCCCACCAGCUGACGGCCUAUGUCAUCGACAAGCUCAACCAGGGCAACUGGCACCGCAAGAUCCACAAGCUCGAGGUCGUGCUCCGCGGCUUCGGCAACGGCCGCGAGGCCGCCACCAAGGUGCUGCUGGGCAACGAGGGCAAGUUCCUGCGGCCCAAGAUCACCGUCGUCAGCGACUCGACCCGCUUGAAGUUUGGCGGUACGAGGAGUAGGAAGCCGAGACGUCUGGGUUAA